UCCAAUAUGGCGGUAAACGGUGUAUGAAAGGUGCGGAAUGUUUUGAUUCGAAACGAACAAUAAAAAUAGUAAAAAACUGACGAAACCUGAAAAAAAUACGCAAUGGCCGGUGUGUGUACGAGAUAAAUGUGUUGAAAAUAAGCUGAAAGAUAUUUGUUCGUCGUUGUUGAGUUAAAUAAAUGUAAUUUUUCGUGGUGUGUUUUUUGUACUAUUUUCUGCUAAUGUUGUCGUUUAUAGUGAUAAGUGACGAUAGUUUACGCGAUAGAUAUGUCUACCGAUCGUGAUAAAAACACUCCAUGUCCGAAUCCGUGCGAUAUAGAAGCUGGCGCGUUUAGUGCAACCGAAUUAACAGAGGUUGAAAUUAAAAAUGAAAAUAGUGAAAAAAAGACGAAAAAUUCUCGCACUGUGUCGUUUCCAGAAGAUGAUCAGAUAGUCACGCAAUAUUUCGAGCCAGCAAACCCUUGGCAAGAUGUGCCAACAACGAGCCGGGCCCAACUCGCAGCCGAAUACCUGGAGGCAUGUCGCAAGCACAACACGCCACCUAUCGAGAGCGUCCUACAACAAAUACGGGAGGUGCCGGAGAGCUGCAUCGGCGGCGGCACCCGCGCGGCUAGGCUCACGCUGUCGGGCUGCGCGCUGGUGGGCGCGGCGCCGGCGGACGCGCUCGAGGCUGUGCUCAGGAGGGUGCAGUUCAGGAGGAUCGAAAUUGAACGCACACUCUUCGACGACGAGGCGGCGGAGGCGAUAUUCGACAUGAUAGAAUAUUAUGAGAGUGCAAUAGCUGUCUGCAUCAUCGGGGAGAGGCAGUACGGCAUCAGGGGGUGGCAAGCGGCCUCCAGGAUGAUCAAGAAGAGCGCGGAGGUGUCGGAGCUGGAGGUGUGGGAGGGCGCGCUGGAGGCGGCGCACGCGCCGGUGCUGGCGCGCGCGCUGCGCCCGCCCGCCUGCCGCCUGCGCGCGCUCAGCCUGCAGCGCGCGCACCUCGCCGGCGAGCCGCUGCUCUGCCUCGUGAUUGCACUAAAGUCGAACAGUUCGGUGCGUGAGCUGCGGCUGGGCGACAACCGGCUGACCACGAGCGACGCGGCGCAGAUAGCGUCGCUGCUCCGCAUGAACACCAGGAUACAGCUGUUGGACCUGUCCAACAACCAGAUACAGGACGCGGGCGUGGCGCACCUGGCGGAGGCGCUGGCCGAGCAGGCGGCGCAGACGCCGCCCUCCGCCGCCGCCUCGCCGCUCUCGCCGCACGCGCUGCACUGCCCGCUGAUGGGCAGCUACGACACGCGAGGACUGGCCUUCCUAGUGCUGUGGAACAACCAGCUGACGAGGAACUGCGCCCACCAUCUCAGCAGGGCGCUGCGCGCGUCCCAGUCGCUGUGCGUGCUGAACAUCGGGCGCAACGCGGUGGGCGGCGACACGGUGCGCGCGCUGGCGGCGGCGGCGGCGGCCGGCGUGCCCGGCGUGCCCGGCGCGCCGCUGGCCUCGCUCGGGCUGCAGGCCGCGCGCCUCGGGCCCGACGCCGCGCCCGCGCUCGCGCACCUGCUCGCCAGCCACUGCGGCCUCCAGCGUCUGGAUCUACGCGACAACCGGCUGGGCGUGGCCGGGCUGCAAACGCUGCUAACCGCCAUGAAGGAUAACCACACGCUCACGCAGAUCGACCUAGACGAUCCGCCGGAGCCGCCGCCCAAUCCACGGGCGGAGGCGGAAGCGGGAGCGGAAACGGGCGCGGAGGCGGAGGCGAACGCGUUGGCGCUGGUUACGCAAGCGAUACGCGCCGCGUGCCGCCGCAACGAGACGGGGGGGUCGCCCGAGCGACGCGUGCAUCGCAAGAUCAGUCUCACGUGCCACACCGCGCACGCCUGCCUCGCCAGAAGUACAACGAUGGGUGCUACCGGCGUGGUGAACACGGGGUCGGGGACGCUGGGCCCCGCCGCGGCCGCGGACGAGGAGCGGCGGCCGCGCCUGCGCUCGCCGCUGCCGUCGCCCGCGCCCUCCCCUGCGGGAAGUCCCGUGCCCGCUGCACACCACUCGUCCAGGUUCUCGGUGAGCCGAGUGUCGGGCGAGAGGGACUCCUCCGACAGCUCGAGCCCGUCGACGCCCACCCGCCCCACGUACUGCCCCACGCCGUCCCGCUUCCGGGUCGUGCAGGUUGCCGAACCACCUCAAAUCCAAGUGCACCCAGCCACCACCAGUCAACCACGGCGGAGUGCGUCCCGGUUCUCUGUUACCAGAAACUACGACUCCGUCUACAACCCAACGCAGGUCCCCUCCCCGCCACCCAGUGCUGACGCGACAACCGCUCGCCCCGAGAAGGCAACCCAACCCGAGAUUAGCAGUAAUCAAAUUACUCCAUCUACAACCACAAUGUCUGAGUCAACAUCGAAAACGAAACGUAAUACAGUCGAGACUGAAUCUAUAAAAACAAACCAGCCAGAGGUUUCAAUAAGUCCAAGUGAUUCAACGACAAAUAGGCCUGAACCGAAACGUAGACCUCCCCCCACGCCUAUACCGCAACACUCAUCUAAAUUUGAUCUAACAAAUACUUCGGACUUAUCAUCACCUGAGUCUGGUACUCAGUCAGAAUCUGAAACACAAUCAGAGUCUGAGUUAAGGCUAGACGAUACAACGAAUAGACCUAAGUCCGAAACCAUAAGGUCUGAUAUUAAUGAGUGUAACUCAAAUGUUCCUAGUUUAAUACAAGAAACUAAACCCAGUGAUGAUAUACUCAAUAUAGAAACAGUAAAUAAGUCUAGCCCAGUGAUAAUAACAGAUGAUCAAAUUGCGUCAUCUCUAGACGUGGAUAAGAAAACUGAUACCGAUUCUGAGGCUCAAGCGACAUCAGAUUCAGGGAUAUCUUCGGAUAAUGUCGAUGCUGGAUCUGAACUUAUAGAAUCAAAAAUGCCAGAUAAACAAAAGCCGAUCGAAUCACAAAAACACGACAGUGAUAUAAAAGUUGAACAAACCGUAGGGCUCGAUGCCAAAAAUAUUGCAGAUAGUGUUAGUGAAAAUAUUAAAAGUGACACUAAUAGUGAUAAAGUGAAAGCUAAAACUUAUAGUGACAUAGUGAAAUCAGACAAAAAGACGUUUAAGGACAAAACUGAACAGUUAGCUCAUAAUGAGGAAGUUAGUGUUAUAGAUAAUGCUGAAAUACUUAAAACAGAGACUAAGCUAGUUAAAAAUUCUUUAGAAAUUAAUGAAAACGAUAAAGUAGACGUUCAAGUCGAGGUUACAGUUAAAACUGAGACACCUGCCAAAGUGAAUAGUGACCAAAAUGAUAAAGAAUUUAGUAAUAAAGAUGAUGCCAGUGUAAAUAAAGAGAAACGCGACGAAGCCGCAAUGAAACAGAUAGAAGCAAUCACAGAGGAUCUAGGCAACUUAAUACAAGAAAUGAAAGAUUUCUCCACGAAAACAACAGUCCACAGGAAGGACAUGAAGAGUGAUUGCACCCAGACAGACGUGGUUGAUGUAAAUAAGUUAAAUUUUGAAAAUGUACCUGCUAAUGUUAUACGCGAUAAUGUAGUUCUUAAGAAGAAUAAGAGUGAGUCCAGUUUAGAUAGUCCAGAUUUGGAGGUUUCUAGGCUUAUGAAUAAGAAAUUGGUUGGUAGUCCGUUCUGUGACAGUAGUUCAUCUUUGGAGAUAUCUGGGAGCUCAGUGGAAAGCUUGAACACCAUGGACGCUCAGCAGAAUGUGCAGGUAGCUAAACCUAUUAUAAUACAGGAGUCUGUGGAGAGCUACACAGAAUUGGAUAGGAGAAAACCUGGCAAUGUUAUGCUGUCAACUGAGAGUAGUAUAGAAUCGAAUACUAGUGAAGCAACACCAGUGAACAGUGGAAACUUCUUAAAUAUGUCGGUUAGUUCAAACGAGAGUGUAUCACCCAUUAUAUUUGGGAAGAGUAGGAAAAUACAUGACUCAUUGUCUAGUUUGGAAGCCAGUGUUAGUAGUUUAGAUUCUGGUAAACAGGAAAGAGUAAUGGUUACAUCUGCAGAUUCGGGUAUAGAAUACUCUCUGCAAAAUCCAUCUGAAAACAAAGAAGACAAUUCUUCUAAUGAAGGCACCCUAACAAACACUUCUAGUUUAAAGGAAUCUGCCAGGAAAACUGAUACUGUUCUACACGAUACAUUGACUUCUCCUAAAAGAACUUCCAGUCUGUUAGAUGUUCCUGCUUUAAAGAGUAAGGGUUUGGAUCGAGUAAAGAAAAUGUCAUGGGUUGCUCCAUCUCCGAGCUUCUACAUCCCACGGCCGGAGCCAGAAAAAGAGACCAAGUUACCAUCUAAUCUUGAAAAAUUGCUGAGUUUAUUCCAACAUCCGAGUAUCUUGUUUUCCCGAAGUUCUUCAAAUGAUGAAGAAAAGAAGUCUGCUUCAAGCACACCUCCAAGGAAGGAUUCUUCUUUAACCAGCUCUUUUUGGUCUUGGGGAAGUACAACUGAUAAAGUAGAGAAGGAGGACAAAGAGGACUCAUCAGAGGCUACUGACUCUACUCUAUCGGAGCGUAUUCAAGUUUCCUUUGUUGAUGAGUCGUUCUCGAAGAAAUUAGAUAGUAAAACACCGUCGACAGAUACAGAUAACACUUUAAGUGAAUUCCAGACCUUCCAGCCUGAAAGUGAAACAUCAGAAGAUAAGGAUGGGCUUACAGACAUAACCACCGAUUUAGUACAAAAAUAUUUAGAUGUAAGUAAAACGGACGCGAGCUCGAACGGCAAUAAGCCGCGAGCUAGUGAUAACGCAGAUCUCAAUAAACCCAACGAUUUAAAUAAAAAUGUUGUAAACACAGCCGCAGGCGAUACCAACAAGAAUAAAGAAACAGAUGAGAAAGUGGAAAAGAUCGAGGCGAAAGAGGAAGCGGUCAGACCUAGGUCGUUUGCUGCGGUCCUAAAGUCUUCAGGAUCCGAGAACUCAUUAGAUAAACAGAGUAGUCCCGACAGCGGCCAGCCUGUUGAUAAAUUACCGAAUAAAGUGAUAAGAGGUAUCAAAGAGAACAUAAGUCCUGAAAACACAUUGACUUCUAGUAUGAGUAAUACUAAGGCAUUGGCUAUAGAGUUGUCUGAGAAACAAGUGAAGCACCAGCCUAUAGUGAAUACCGUUUGGGACGUCACAACGACAUUGCUCGAUAGAGGCGAGUGCAAAAUGGACGAAAUUAAAACACAAACCGACUUGGCGCCGAUAGCGACUAUAGAAGAAACGUGUGACGCUGAUAAUAUAGUUCUUGAUUAUAUAGAUGACGCGAAAUUUGACGAUCCGAAUACUUCUGCUGACAGCGGGGUGACAUCCCUCGAAGGCGCUGCAGAGGAUAGUAAGAAAUUUGAAGAUAAAGUGAUACAGUUGACAAGUGACUUGGAGAAUGUCGAUCUAGGCAAAGAUGCGUUGUCAUAUCUGAUAUAUGAAAAUCAGGACUUUGAACCUGAUGUGGAACAAGCUGUGCAGACUAAGGAACAGCAGGGUUCUCUAGCCCAGGAGUUGAAGGAAGCUGAGAUAAAGGAGAUGUUGGAUUUAUCACCCGAAUUGGUCAUCGACGAUGCAGUGGAGGUUCCCGAAGUCUUUACAGCGAAAGACAUAAAAGGCUUGCACACAUCCCCCGUGAUACCUGAACGGGCGAAGUUGAAGAAAUCGAAUUCUCUAGAAGAUCUAUCGAUAGAAGAGAAGGAGAGCCCUAAAACGAAAACUAUAGUGUUCAAAGUGCCUGAAAUUUCGACGACGCCCCGGGAUAUACCCGAAAGGAGGUCUAGGCUGCGUACCAGAAGUGGUUCCAGUCCUAAAUCGUUGCCAGAAAGUUUGAACAAGCCAUCGCCGUUGACGAAAAUGGACGGUAUACUGUCCAAGAAGAAGAAAAAGGUGUCAUCGCUGGGGAAGAUCGCGCGGGACUCCUUACUUGCGCUGAACAUGAGCGAAGAAGAGAUCGCGGAGUUCAGGAAGUCGUACAAGCUGACCUCAGUGGAAAGUCUCAAAUCCUUGGAGUCCGUUUCCGAGGACGCGAAUUCUCAGAGCGGUAACUCCGUGGACUCAAGGUGUCGCGCCUGCCUGCGAACCUCUCAAGAGAGUCUCAUGUCCUUGGACUCGAUAACGGAAGAUUGCAAAUGUACGGAUGACGAGAAAAGUCAACAUUCGAAUAGAUAAAUCGCCUGCGUUUACAUCGUCGCCAGUCUGUGAUAGCGUUACAGAUCCACGGGUAUUUAAACAAGUCGUUCUAUCGUUGGUGCAGUGUUAGGAAAUUGUGUGGACCCAUAUAAAAAAUAUGAGUAUAUUUUCUUCUUUUUUUUUUUGGAUGUAAUAAUUAAACGAAAUUGUCUAUGGAAAAAUUAUUUGGCUAUGAAUAAAUAAAAGUGCUUCUGAAAUAUUGUUACAAGUAUUGCUGUAACUUUUUUUGUAUAAAAUAAAAAAAUCUAAUUGUGUAUAAAUGUGUACAGUCAUCAACAUUUUUGUAUAAACGUCUCGCUAAAGGCACCCGUACACGCGCGAUACUCGAUCGCUACUUACUAAUGUAACAUAAAGUGAAUUAUGUACGACUUAUUUAGAUGAAAUAGCUAAGAAGAAACAAGUGUUUAUAAUAUAUAAAUUUAUCAACAUAUCAAAUUGAUAUGUUGACGUUUUUUCCUUCUAUAAUAUAUCGUAAUUGUAAAAUAAAUGGUAGAAAUAUUA
Molecule: messenger RNA, 6627 nt
Organism: Galleria mellonella (greater wax moth)
Lineage: Eukaryota; Metazoa; Arthropoda; Insecta; Lepidoptera; Pyralidae
Exons: 14
Coding region: 268-6105 (1945 amino acids)
Biological process (GO): nucleocytoplasmic transport; activation of GTPase activity
Cellular component (GO): nucleus; perinuclear region of cytoplasm; cytosol
Molecular function (GO): GTPase activator activity; small GTPase binding
Source: RefSeq, a predicted model, not a curated record